AUCAGCCAGCAGAUCAUAGAUUUAUUAAGGGCAGUGUGAAACUGAAAUAUUCCUCAUUUCAAAAUGGAGCAAGCUGGAACUGACACUCAUCAUCAUGACCAUUCCCGUCAUCAUCAUGAACAGAUGGAUACAGACAGGACAGGACGUGAUCAGGUACUUGCCACAACAACUCUUGAGAAGACAAGUGGAGCCAAAACAUCAGACUUCUAUAGAACAGAAAAACUUCCACAUAGAUUUGAAAAUCCUGAGGUAUUUGAAGGAUAUAAUCACAAACCACAGAACCUUCUUUAUCGUACUACAAGCAUGGGAUAUGGCAGUAUACCUCCCACUGUUGACACAGUCCCCACUUGUUUCCAUGCACGUACUAAUAAAUUCUCAGAGCAUCUAGGUAAAUGUGGCAUGUACCGCAAUGAAGGAUUGAAUACAAGCAUGGAAUCAAGCGGAGUGUGAUAAUCAACUGAUUAUUCGAGCUUGUCGAUAGCAAAAUUCUGACAUUGAAAUGAAUCUUAACUCAGCCAAAGUAGAAAGGACAAUGCUACAAGGUUAUCUUUGUGAACUCAACAAAAAUGAAGUGUCAUUUUUUUUUCCAUCGUUUGGAAAUCAAAUAUUCAGCAAGGUCCAUGUUUCAAUCCUUCUUAAAGAUGAAUUUGAUAAUUCAUGUGCUGUAGAAGAUUACAAGUUGUAUGCAAUAUGCUAUGUACAUAUCUUGUAAAUAGAGAAAAAAAAUUCUACUGUACUCUUCUGCAAAGUAAAAUGUUUGAAGAACCAGCAUAUGCAACAGGUCGUAUUACGCUUAUUCUGUUAACAUACUUGAAAGAGGCUCACAAAGUGUUUGUUUCAGUGCAAAUGAAAGCCAAAGAUACAAUAUGAUACGCUCUACCUUGGUUACAUGUACAUGCAGGUUUUUUUUUUUUUUUUUAAACACUUGUUUGAAGAUCAAGUUUAUCAUGCUUAUUACCAUUUUCAUUUAUGAAUUGCCUUAUAAUUGAGAAUGACAUUGCCUACUGAUUCUUAGUCCCAUGUGUUGAUGGUUCAGUCCAAGACCCUUGAAUGAUUUAAUUACUAAAGUAGUACAGUACUGCCUUACAUGAAAUAAAGUAUCAAUAGUCAAAGCUACUGAAAAUUGGAAAUUUUGAUUUGACAUGGGCAUAAACCCGAUUGUAGCAUAGCAAAGAAAUGAAAUAAAAGUUUUAUCUGAAUGUAGAAUAUCUUGUUUCUGCCUUUAAAAAAACAACAUAAAAUGACCCCUACAUGUAAGUACAAUGACUAGGUUGCGUUCAAACUUGUCAACUGAAAACUUAAGGAUAGAGCCUUGUUAAAUUUUGUAAGGAUUCGAGAAUCUGAUAUUGAUAACAACUUUGUAUGAAGUGAAGCCCUAUUACCUGUUUUGAAGAUACAUACAGUGUAUAUAUAUAUAUAUAUAUAUAUAUAUAUAUAUAUAUAUUCAUGUAUGAACACCCUAACUAUACACAAUGUAGAUCAUAAAAUUCAGACGGUUAUCUUAAAGUCAGGGAAUUUGAAAAAAAUUAUUUCCAGAAGCAAAAUCAGGAAAUCUUAACACACCCUUUUUUUUCCAGGAGCAAAACUUCAAAGAAUUUAUCAGUUCUAAUAAGUUAUGGAAUUUGUUUUUUUAUUCUACAUUGUGGAAGAACAUUUACUUAUUUUUUUUCAUUCAUUAGCAUCCUUGAGCUGACCCUAUAUAAACACGGCAUGGAAUAUUGAAAUUAGUUAAUCAGUUAGAUUGCACUUGGCAAAUGGUCAAGUCAUGAAAAAGUGUUGGACCACAGUCCUUUUUUGCGAUUUGGCCUUGUAGUCUGGAAAGUCAAGAAAUUUCAGAAAUGUUAAGAUAUAUGAAACUUGCAUGUACAGUAUAUGAUACCAUUCACCCCAAACAACAUAGUUUACACACCUAUUUGGGGAUACUGGUACUAUAAAUGUAUAUUAUGGAAAGUGAUGUGAUUAAACGUUUAUGUGAACUAUCUUUUUUAAAUGUAUUCAAUGUACUGUCCUAAUAACAUAAACACAAGGGAAACUGAAUGUAACACAAAUAUUACUGAAAAAGCCAAUUGGCUUGUAGACAUGAGAAAACAUUCUUUUUCCACAAUCAAGCUUUUGCUUGCUAGGAAAGCUUGCCAGGCGAGGUCCUGACGAAGCUUGCAGCCUAGCAAGCUAAAGCUUACCAAAUCAGGUAUCGUUUCAUGAUUGGAAAAAAAAAUGUAUUUCUGAUCAUAACAAUUAUUAUGUGUGAAGUAUUAUUUAUUGUGUCACAAAUCUUUGAAUAAAUACUCAUUUUUACAUGUAAA
Lytechinus variegatus (green sea urchin) is the source of this 2303-nucleotide messenger RNA. Its product is annotated as UPF0691 protein C9orf116 homolog. The coding region runs from base 64 to 450 and encodes 128 amino acids. Gene Ontology annotation, biological process: axoneme assembly. The transcript has 4 exons. Gene Ontology annotation, cellular component: axonemal microtubule. The record is from RefSeq and is a predicted model, not a curated record. NCBI's taxonomy places the organism in Eukaryota, Metazoa, Echinodermata, Echinoidea, Temnopleuroida, Toxopneustidae.